Messenger RNA from Colias croceus (clouded yellow), 5236 nucleotides. RefSeq names its product multiple C2 and transmembrane domain-containing protein (gene Mctp). The transcript has 21 exons. Gene Ontology annotation, cellular component: synaptic vesicle membrane. The record is from RefSeq and is a predicted model, not a curated record. Gene Ontology annotation, molecular function: calcium ion binding. The coding region runs from base 206 to 2866 and encodes 886 amino acids. NCBI's taxonomy places the organism in Eukaryota, Metazoa, Arthropoda, Insecta, Lepidoptera, Pieridae. Gene Ontology annotation, biological process: regulation of neurotransmitter secretion.
AAAAGAACGUUUGGAAUGUGCUGAUUUUAGCGUGAUGUGUGACGAGUGAGUUAGUGUGUAAGAAUCUUUCUUCAAUUUCAUAAAAUGUGUUAAUUAUUAGGUUAGCUUGUGCAGUGUAUUUGAUUGCAAUUUUUUUUGCAAAUGUCGACUCUAUGUGUAUGUGAUUUAUGGCGCAAUCUUCCGAUGGUGCGCCGACCGCAUGUGAAUGACGUCAUGCAUCUGCAAAAGAUGUCUUAAUGACGAUAUGUCCAAGAAACAUUCGCCGCAACCAAAGCGAUCCGAGGCUCUCAGCGGACGUCUAUCCAAGUCAGCAUCAGAGCUGUCAUGUGCUGCGCCGGUGCAAGCGUCCCCGCCCCGCGCCCGCUCCGCGCACCACCACACUCCACUGUCUGUUGUACACAGGACGCAUCACUUUUUCAGCAAUUUGAAGAACCGUUGGCAACGCAGCAAGAGCCGGGAGCGAUGUCCAGCGGGGACGGUCCUAUCUGUCGCCCCUGGGCCGGACAGCAGUGGCACAGAAUAUGCGGACCAUAGCUCUGAACAUAGCACGCCUGCUAACUCGCCACGACAUAGGUUAAGAAAAGAUCAGUCGCUGACUCGGCAAGCCUCUAUAGACCCGGUGCCGUCGACGUCAAUAACACCAUCCCACUGCGGCCGACCGCCGGUUGAGUUGUUACAAUUGGAACCAGAUGAAGGUCAACGAUUAAGGGAACAACAACUUCGACAAUACGCAUUCUUCCAACUACGAAUACAUUUGAAAAGAGGGCAAAAUUUAGUUGCCAUGGAUAAAAAUGGUUUGUUGUCAGGGACCAGUGACCCAUACAUCAAGUUUAAAGUGGGGGGGCGGUUGCUGCAUAAGUCCAGGAUAGUGUACAGAGACUUGAACCCAGUGUGGGAUGAAUGCUUCACUGUGCCGAUUGAAGAUCCCUUUCAGCCUGUGCAAUUGAAGGUAUUCGACUACGACUGGGGUUUACAAGACGACUUCAUGGGCUCCUGUUAUCUAGACCUAACCGCGCUAGAGUUAGGUCGUUCCCAGGAUCUAGUGCUAUGCUUAAGAGACCCGAAUAAGUUAAAUCAGGACAUGGGAGAGAUAGUUUUGAACGUCACUUUGUAUCCCAAAUCACAAGAGGACAAAGAGCAGUACCUCCUAAAGAACACACGAUUAAGUGACGUAAACAAGCGGUUAAAAGCUCAAAUAUGGAGUUCGGUGGUAACGAUCGUGCUGGUGGAAGCGAAGAACCUCCCUCCUAUGGAUUUGGAUACGAGAUCGAGCGACCCUUACUGCAAGUUUAGGUUAGGUAACGAGAAAUAUAAGAGCAAGGUAGUGUGGAAAUCUUUACACCCAUCCUGGUUGGAACAAUUCGACCUGCAUUUGUAUGAUGAUCAGGAACAAAUACUGGAAGUCACUGUGUGGGAUAAGGAUAAACAGACGAAAGACGACUUUUUGGGAAGAUGUACAAUAGACCUAUCAAAGUUAGAAAGAGAAAAAACCCAUAACAUAUGGAAGGAUCUAGAAGAUGGGAAUGGACAGAUAUUUUUACUCCUAACUAUAAGUGGUACAACUCAAUCGGAAACAAUUACGGAUCUGGCUAGCUAUAGAGAAAAUCCUAGAGAUAUAUUGAAUAUUGAAAAGAGAUAUGCGUGGUUUCGUCUAAACGAACAAUCAAGUGGUGUAGGAUGGUUAUGCGUCAAAGUGUAUGGGGCUAAGGGUUUAGCAGCUGCAGAUUUGGGAGGGAAAUCUGAUCCAUUUUGCGUACUAGAACUGGGCAAUGCGAGAUUACAAACGCAUACAGAGUAUAAGACUUUGACACCUAAUUGGAUGAAGAUAUUCACUUUUACAGUCAAAGACAUAAGUUCGAUUUUAGAGAUAACAGUAUAUGACGAGGAUCAUGAUCAUAAAGUUGAGUUUUUGGGGAAAUUAGCAAUACCGUUGUUAAAUAUACGAAAUGGGGAGAAACGGUGGUUCGCGCUAAAAGACAAAAAGAUGAGAGCUAGAGCGAAAGGCAACUACCCGCAAAUUUUGUUGGAAAUGUCAGUUAUAUGGAAUCCGUUAAAAGCAGCAAUACGAGCGGUAAAUCCAAAAGAGCCUAAGUACAUGCACCAAGAGGCGAAAUUCAAAAGACAAGUAUUCAUUCGAAACGUUAUGAGGUUGAAAGCUAUCAUCAUGUGGUUCAUUGAAGUUGGGAAAAUAUUACAAGACUGUUUUGAAUGGGAAUCAAGAAUAUUAUCCUUCAUUGGUCUAUUAGCGUGGCUUACCUUUUGUUACUACUAUGAAAUGUGGAUGCUGCCAUUUCUAUUGCUCUUAUUUUUCGCAAGGAAUUGGCUGAUAUAUAGAUUGACGGCCCAAUUAAACAUCUACAAAACUCCUCGGGAAUAUUUAAAAUCGUUUUUAUUUAGUAGUGGCAACCCAUUAUUACUACCCGUGGAUGAUGAUGAUUUAUUGGCUGAAGAGGACGAUGAAGAAGAUGUAGAUAAGGAAGAGAAAAAAUCACUUAAAGAGAGGCUUCAAGCGAUACAAGAAGUGACGCAAACAGUACAAAACGCGAUUGGAUAUGUAGCGUCUUUGGGAGAAGCUGUUAAGAACCUAAUGAACUUCACAGUGCCAUAUCUUAGUUAUUUAGCAAUAAUAAUGCUUUUCGCGGCGAUGACAGUGUUGUAUAUGAUACCUUUAAGAUAUUUACUAAUGGCGUGGGGUGUUAAUAAGUUUACAAGAAAGAUUUUAAGACCGCACACAAUACCAAAUAAUGAAGUUUUAGACUUAUUAUCUAGAGUUCCAGAUGACGAAACUUUGUUGGACGUUCGAGAACUAAAACCUCACCCACCGAGCGAGCGACGUGACGCGAAACGGAAACACAAAGCUUCGUAACAUUCGAUAAAGAUUCGUCAACGAAUCAAACAAUAUAUGGAAUCUCUAGAAACUUAAUAUAAAACCUUUUUCGAAGUGAAACUUCUUUAGGCGCGUUGAGAGUAAAAUUUCAAUGUCAUGGCAAUACCGUCAAAUCAGGGAGUAAAGCGACGAUUUUUAUAUCUUUGAAUCUUGCCAAAAAAGUUUCACUUCUGACACGUGUGCUCGGCACACAUGUUCUUUUUUAUUUAUUUGGCGAUUUUUGUACAAAAAAUUUCAUCUCUUGUAAUUCUCAGUCACAAAGCAACUAAACGCAACAAAUGCACAAAGACAAUAUUAUGAACUAUAAAGAUAUUUGCUUGUUGGUUUGUUUGUUCUAGACCGGGAGCUAGUACAAAUGACUCAAUAAUUUCUGUUACUAUCUCCUGGUCUAUUCGUAUUUAACUCAAGAACUACCUGGUGGAUAUGAAAAAUAAAUUUACCAUUAAGUACAAUCUUUAUUACAAACUAACUGCGCCCCACGGUUUCACCCGCGUGGCUCCGCUCUGGUUGGUCUUAGCGGGAUGAUGCCUUUCUCGAUGAAUGGGCUUACACCAAAAGAAUUUUUCAAAUCGGACCAGUAGUUCCUGAGAUAAGCGCGUUCAUACAAAUAAACUCUCCAGCUUUAUAAUAUUAGUAUAGAUUUUUACGAUAUUCGGCAAAAUUUCGAUUGCAAAUACAUUUUUAUUGGCUGAGCAAAUAUAAACCAAAAUUAUUAUAAUUAUUUUUAUGAGAUUUGAAAUUGUUGGCUAUAUAAAAAUUGGAUGGAUUAGUGAUCUUAAUUCUUUGGGUUUUUACAUUUUUGUAUAAAAUAUUAAAAAUUUAACCCUUAGAAGUAUAUAGUACCUGGUGGAAACGUCCAGAAGUGAUGAGUAAGUAAAAUUAGAUCUUGAAGAUCGUUCAAAUAGAAUAAUAAUGACUGAUUAUAUUAGCAUUUUGAUCCUAUAUGUUUUUUAAAUAUUAAUCCCGUUGUUUAAAGAAAUAAUAGAAUAUUAGUACGAUGGUUAAAACAACAAUAUCAUCUAGACACACUAAGUAAUUGUAAAUCUAUAAAAUAUCUUCUAUAUCUCAAUUGUUAUCGUAAAUUCUCGAUUAUUGAUGUAAAUUGUAGUCUUUCCUAUGUGUCUAAAUAAAUUUGAUUAUAUUUUUAACUCUUUACCAUGCGUCUCUUUAUCCAUUUAUAUCUGAUGGAAGUCAAAGAUCAAAUCUAUUGAUUCCGUAAUAUAUUUUCAUUUUUAAAUAGCGCAUAUCAGUUUAUUUACGUAUCUGUGAUUGAAUCCUCGUUAUUUUAGAAUAAAAUCGUUCUCAUUCAAAUAUGGCAACACCAAGUUUUAUAAAUAAUAUAUCGUAGCUUAAAAAUCUUCCAUUUUAAAUUUUAGUAUUGUUUAUUAAAUUAGAUUUGCCGCUAGACGCUUCCAUAUUCCUUUAGAUUUAGAGCAAAAUAGUAUUAACGCAAUUGAAUAUCUUUCUAAAUUUCUGCAGUUCAGUUCAUGCGAUACAAUAUUUUGACAUUAUUUUUUUUAGAUUAUCAAAUAAAGUAAUACUUAAACAUAGAUAGUAUAAGACUGAGACCAAUCUCAUAAAUUUAUUACAAAACUAACAUCAUAAUAUUAUAAUAGACAUUGUUGACUUUAUUUAAUAACUCUUUGUUUUAUAAGAUAUCACAAAAAGCAUUUUUGACGUUUUUAAAACUAGAUAUAUUACAAUUAGACAUCAUAAGCUAUGUUUAAUCUUGCCUAACUAUAAUUUAUUUCGUUAUUUUCUUAAAAAUUUACUCUAGUCACAAAAAUUAUUUUCACCUUUGAAAGUAUUAUUUUCUUUCAAUAAAAUUAUGCACAAUUUAAAGCACUCUUCAUAAUAAUGCACAUAAUAAUAUAUGCACAAGAACACUCGCUGUAGUUUAUAUUAAUUGAAAUUGUGAUAUUUAACGCAAUAUUAUAAGCUUAGAUUGUUAUAUUGUCGAUUUAGUAUAAGAUUUGUAACUUAUUAUUUUAUUACAGAAUUUCUUCAAUAUAAAUCUUGUAUAAAUCUUUCUAUAAUAAUUGUUUGAUUUAAAAGUGUACCUACAAUUAAUGUUUCACAUUCACAAUCACUUUUUAUUAAAUUGUAUUCAUUUUCUUUGAAAUACUUGUAAAAAAUAAAUGCAAAAAAUAUACAUUUGACUUGACUUCAUAUCUGUAUCUAAAUGUAUUUUUCUCGUUGAAAACUUUCUAACUAUAAGUAUGUACAAUAUUAUAACUAAUUUGUGUCGUUUAAAAAAUGAGAAUAUUAUUAUUAUUAAUGUAAGAAACACAAGUGAUCAAUGUUAACGCUUUUCAUAUUUUAAAAAAUAAAAUGAGUUAUAAAAGUUUA